Molecule: messenger RNA, 788 nt
Organism: Carica papaya (papaya)
Lineage: Eukaryota; Viridiplantae; Streptophyta; Magnoliopsida; Brassicales; Caricaceae
Source: RefSeq, a predicted model, not a curated record
CACUAUCUCCAUUUCCAAACAGCAUGCUUUGAGCAUAGGGCUUUAGACCGAGGAAGAUUACAUGAAGCUCAAAACCCUCUUCCAUUUCGCCAAAUAGUAAACUUUCCUUCUCUACAGCAAGCAAUGGCCUCCUUUGCAGCCGCCAGAUCCAUUUUCCGUUCGACAUCGGCUCGCAGCGCCGCGGCUCGUGUGGCUUCCCAAGCAAAACCUGCUCGCUCUCCCUUUCGCGCUCCCGCCAAAAGCCCUUCCUCGUGCUAUUCCAGGUGUCCAGUUGAAAUGAGCUUCUGCGUGGAAUCCAUGCUGCCGUAUCACACUGCGACUUCUUCAGCAUUGAUGACUUCCAUGCUUUCCAUCACUCGCCGCAGUUAUGGAUGGCUCCCUGAAGGUCAUGAGGACAUGUGUAAAAAUAUUUGACAAUUUUGCUCUAAUAAAGACCAUGUGAUGUUAGCUACUACUUCUUGCCAACCAUGAUAUCGUCAAAUUAAGGUGAACUUUGUUUUAGACUUAAUUUUCUCAAGUUAGAAGCGCAGCAGCAAACAGCAAAAGUUUGUUAUGUUGUGGAUAUCUCUGAUAAACUAUGCAUAUGUACUUUUAUCGAAAGAAACUUAUUAUGUGUAUGCAUAUAUAUAUCCAUUUUGGUUAUGAAUUUGAGACACGACAGUUUUACCUUAGCAAGUAAUAAUAGUAUCACCAUCUAAUACAGAAUUGCCUUGUAUUAUUGUUUCUUUUCUAAUUUCACAAGCAGAUGGUAGAAGAGGUGAAUUCCAUAAAUAUGCUUCAUUAUAAUU